Molecule: messenger RNA, 1440 nt
Organism: Paramormyrops kingsleyae
Lineage: Eukaryota; Metazoa; Chordata; Actinopteri; Osteoglossiformes; Mormyridae
Biological process (GO): regulation of transcription by RNA polymerase II
Cellular component (GO): nucleus
Molecular function (GO): sequence-specific double-stranded DNA binding
Source: RefSeq, a predicted model, not a curated record
AGCCCCCCGGCGUUGUGGGCUGAGCUCCAAUGUGGCCAAAUUGAAAUCCGCUGGAAUAAUGGCGUCGAGAAAACGCAGUGCAGUGUGGCCGUAUUUUCAGGACGGCGUGGAUCCCAAUAAGGCGACGUGCCUGGUGUGCUCGGAAACCAUCCAGCACUGUGGUAAUACCAGCAACCUGCUGAAGCACCUGCGAUCGAAGCACCAGGCGGAAUUUGCCGACGUCGAGGCGAAGAGAAGGCCGUUUGAGGGGGCAUCGGUGACGGCUUUCCACCAUGCAAUGGAGACCGGGGAUUAUCCAGAAAUGCUGGAUUCCGUAGCGGUAGAAGAAGACGCAAAACACGAGAGAUUCGCGGAGGAGGCGCCGACCGCUGGGGACGCCGGUGCCGCCGCCGAGACCUGCUACCUGUCCGGAGCCACGUCCAAAAAGCGGAGCGCCGUGUGGACCUACUACCAGGACGACGAGGACGGCAACAAAGCGCUGUGCCUCAUAUGUCUGGAGAACAUCCAGCACCGCCGCAACACUAGCAAUUUGCUGAAACAUUUACGGAAAAGACACCCUGCCGAGUACGCCGAUGUGGAGGACAGGACAAAAAGGCGACAGGUGGAGGAUGGAGUGAUCGCCGCGCCGCCCUGCGCUUUUAAGCACCAGGCGACUUUGCAAAACACUUGUAGAAACGCCACGAAAUAUCCAGAUAUACUGGAGGUUAUAACUGUUGGGCAGUCUGAACAGGAGCAGAUCAGAAGGGCCUUGGAACAGGAGGCUAGGGCACUGGAGAGAGAGAGGGAGUUGACAGAGCAGCUGAGGAGAGCCCAGGAGCAGGAGGCCAGGGCUUUGGAACAGCAGAGGGCGCUAACGGACCAGUUAAGGAGGGCGCAGGAGGAGGAGAUGAAGAGAGCACGCGAGCUAGAAGCUGGAGUGCUGCAGCGGGAGAGGCAGGCGAUCGAGCAGCUGAGGAGGGCCCAGGAGCAGGAGUCCAUGGCCAUAGAGAGAGAGAGGGAGGCGUUGGCGCGGAUGAGAGAGGAGCUGGAGCGGGACCGGCGGCUCUUCCGGAGGCAGAGAGAGGCUGCAGGACAGGGCAGCCAGGGGGAGGUGACACUCAAAACUGAGAAUGCGGACCCUGGGCUGGAGGUGACGACGUGAAGGGAAGGGAGAGCGCGGACUCAACCACCGGCGACGGUACGACACCGGGUGAGACAGCUUCAGAACCCGGACAGUGGAAGGAGGGAGCGUUCCUGGGCUUUCCAUCCUGAAUCCAGCCGGUCUCCCAUUGCUGCCAGGCCAGCUAAUGCUGAAUCCAGCCCGACUUGAGAGGAACCCACACGACUCUGGAAUAAGGCCUAGACUAUGUGCCCAGAGCUGUCCAGUCUGGGUGAAUGUGAAUUGUAAUAUGCUCUGUACAACAUUAGUUUUUUUUUAGAAAUAAAUUCAUUUGAACUUGA